GCUGAACAAGUCAGUCAUGUGAUUUCCUUGUGCUCAAGCGGAGUCAGAAAAGCAUCGAAGAUUUGGUUUCAAGUAAAGAAAAAUACAAUAAGUAAUUGACGGUAUAAAAGAAAUUUCCACCAUGGCUGAUGACUUGAAGAGAUACUUGUACAAACAGCUACCAAGUGUUGAGGGUCUUCAUGCAAUUGUAGUUACAGACAGGGAUGGUGUCCCAGUUAUCAAAGUGGCAAAUGAUAACGCACCAGAAUAUGCGCUACGGCCAGGCUUCCUCUCCACCUUUGCAUUGGCCACCGACCAGGGCAGUAAGCUAGGGCUCUCCAAAAACAAGAGCAUCAUCUGCUACUAUAACACAUACCAGAUUGUGCAGUUUAACCGGCUGCCGUUGGUGAUCAGUUUCAUCGCAAGCAGCACUGCUAACACAGGUUUGAUCAUCAAUCUGGAGAAGGAGCUCGUACCGCUAAUCGAAGAGCUACGGCAGGUAGUGGAGGUUGCUUAGGAGUGUCACCUUGACGACAAAAGGACUGUUAUAUGACAGAAUCACAAGUUUCCUUUUUCAUGAUCACUCAUGUACACGCACCCUCACACAAGGAUGGCUCUGUUGCAGAAAGACUGGUACAUGUUUGAUAGUGUCUUGAUGCUGUAUUCUUUGUCCUUCAUGUUCUAAUACUUUAAUGUUACCCCUUCCUUGCUUGUGUUUUUUGUAAUUAAUCUGACUCAUGUAGACAUUUACUUAAAAUAAAUAUUAACAUACUGUGGUA
Molecule: messenger RNA, 758 nt
Organism: Oncorhynchus nerka (sockeye salmon)
Lineage: Eukaryota; Metazoa; Chordata; Actinopteri; Salmoniformes; Salmonidae
Gene: lamtor3
Product: late endosomal/lysosomal adaptor, MAPK and MTOR activator 3
Exons: 7
Coding region: 122-496 (124 amino acids)
Biological process (GO): positive regulation of TOR signaling; cellular response to amino acid stimulus
Cellular component (GO): Ragulator complex
Source: RefSeq, a predicted model, not a curated record